Messenger RNA from Arachis ipaensis, 1626 nucleotides. The record is from RefSeq and is a predicted model, not a curated record. NCBI's taxonomy places the organism in Eukaryota, Viridiplantae, Streptophyta, Magnoliopsida, Fabales, Fabaceae.
AUGGACAAGAACACUCGAUACUUUCACAAUUUAGCCUCAGCUCACAGGAGGAAUAACCGAAUUGAUGCUUUAAUGGUUCAUGGAAGGUUAGUAAGGAAUCAGGACCGAAUUAAGGUAGCUAUCAGAGAUUUUUAUAAGGACUUGUAUCAUCAGGAGAAGUCACCUAAUAUAGGCUUUCGGGAGGGGCUGGUAAAGCAGUUGGAUGAGGGCGAGGCAAUAGAGCUAGAGGUAAUGCCAACUGUUGAAGAAAUAAAGGCAGCAGUUUGGAAUUGUGAGUCAUCAAAAGCGCCAGGAAGUGACGGUUAUAACAUGAAUUUCAUCAAGAAGUGCUGGGAAGAAGUCGGGAGGGAGUUCAUUGAAGCAGUCUUGGGUUUUUUCCAGACCUCUAUGUUGCCUAGGGACUCGAAUGUCACUUGGGUGGCGUUGGCACCGAAGUUCACUGGAGCGAGGGAAAUAAAAGACCUUCGGCCGAUUAGUAUGGUAGGCUGUGUAUAUAAGGUCAUUUCUAAGGUGCUGGUUCGAAGGAUGCGGAAGGUUAUGCUAGGUCUAGUGGGAGAGACGCAAAGUGCUUUUGUAAUGGGCAAGAAAAUUCAUGAUGGGGCGUUGAUUGCAUGUGAAACGGUGCAGUGGCUGAAGACAAGAAAAAAAAGCGCAGUGAUAAUUAAACUCGAUUUUCAAAAGGCGUAUGACAGGGUCAAAUGGAGUUUUGUGGAUAUUGUUUUGCAAAAGAUGGGUUUUGGCCAUAGGUGGAGGGGGAUGGUUGGGGAGGCAGUGAGGAAUGGACGUAUCUCUCCGCUUUUAGUUGGACGGGAUAACAUUGAGUUGUCGCACUUACAGUUUGCUAUUCUGUUCUGUCCUACGGAGGAAGAAACUAUUAGGAACUACAAGUGGUUGCUGCGCUGCUUUGAGAUGAUGUCUGGGCUAAGUAUUAACUUCAAGAAGUCCAGCUUCAUUCCGAUUAAUAGUGAUCAACGUUGGGCGCAUAAAAUGUGUCAGUUGCUGGGUUGUACAGAGGCGUCCUUACCAGUCCGUUAUCUUGGUAUCUCUUUGGGAGCGAAUCCGAGACUUGUUAAGACAUGGCAACCAGUGAUUGACAAGCUUAUACAAGUUGCCAAAGACAGUAGCGGAGAAGUUGAUUUCCCUCCAAAGACGCUCUUGUGGAGUAAGGAGGAUGGGAGAAAUGGGGUGCCACUAGUAAAAUGGGAGGUAGUGAUGGCUCCAAAAAAGGCAGGUGGGUUGGAAGUUGGUGAUGCAGUGAUUCGGAAUGCAGCUCUACUGUUUAAGUGGUGGUGGAGGUUUUCGAAAGAAGAUUGUCCUUUAUGGAAGAAAGCAGUGUGCUCCUGUAAUAACAUGAGCCCUUCUGAGAUGCUGUGUGGUCAGUUACUACCUACAAGAGAGGGUCCUUGGAAGGAUAUUUGUCAACUACAAAUCAGCGAGCCACAAGUCAGAGAGAAAAUGAUCAGAGGCUUGUCUAUGGAUGUAGGGAAUGGCAGAACAGUCCGGUUCUGGGAGGAUAUCUGGUUACCUAAUGGUUCUCUGAAAGAGUUGUUUCCAAGGCUUUUCUCGAUCUCAAACCUUAAAGGAUCUGUUAUAAGGGAUUGCGGGUUUUGGGAUGGGCUAGAGUAG